AUGCAGGAUCUGGCAGACGAGCUCCCUGAAUCUUCCCCACGCUUCAUUCUUCUGAGCUAUCCCUUGACCCUGGUAGGUGGCAUCUGUGCUGGAGGCUCCGAUGCACCACCCCUCAAGUCCUGUUCAAAGAAUGUUCGUGUGCUCGAAACUAACUUUUUCUCAUCUCACCAGGGUUCCGGUCGCCUGACAGUCCCUUACGUCCUCCUCUACUACCUUCCCGAAAAUUGCAAUCCGUCCAUGAGAAUGACAUAUGCCGGCGCUGUGGAAUUGAUGCGCAAUACGGCAGAAGUCAACCGUGUGAUUGAAGUCCAGGAUGAGGAUGAUAUACUUUCCAUCGAGUCGAAGCUUCAGGGAUCGGACUAA
Aspergillus fumigatus Af293 is the source of this 363-nucleotide messenger RNA. Its product is annotated as GMF family protein. Gene Ontology annotation, molecular function: actin binding; Arp2/3 complex binding. Gene Ontology annotation, cellular component: actin cortical patch. Gene Ontology annotation, biological process: negative regulation of Arp2/3 complex-mediated actin nucleation; actin filament debranching. The coding region runs from base 1 to 363 and encodes 120 amino acids. The transcript has a single exon. Lineage: Eukaryota; Fungi; Ascomycota; Eurotiomycetes; Eurotiales; Aspergillaceae. The record is from RefSeq and is a predicted model, not a curated record.